This is a messenger RNA of Engraulis encrasicolus (European anchovy), 781 nucleotides long. Its product is annotated as gamma-crystallin S-1-like. Gene Ontology annotation, molecular function: structural constituent of eye lens. Gene Ontology annotation, biological process: visual perception; lens development in camera-type eye. The transcript is spliced from 4 exons. The coding region runs from base 145 to 702 and encodes 185 amino acids. The record is from RefSeq and is a predicted model, not a curated record. Lineage: Eukaryota; Metazoa; Chordata; Actinopteri; Clupeiformes; Engraulidae.
CAACGUGCAGUAGAAAUUAAUUUAGUUCACUUACGGAGGCUACGAUCAUGUGCCAGUGGCGUUUUCCCUUUGAGGACAGCUAAGGAUGUGAAUGCACACCAGAAGGGGCAGUCCUGUUGUGAUAAAGUACCUGGUCCUUUCAACAUGAAGAUAUUUUUCUACGAAGACAGAAAUUUCCAGGGUCACUCCUAUGCCUGUAGCACAGACUGCCUGGAGCUGAGUUCCCAUUUCAGCCACUGCAACUCAGUCAGAGUGGAGAGUGGGGCAUGGGUGCUGUACGAGAGGCCCAACUACAUGGGCUCGCAGUACGUCCUGACCAGGGGAGAGUACCCCGACUACCACCGCUGGAUGGGCUAUAAUGACACCAUCAGAUCUUGCCGCCUAGUCCUAAAUACCUCUAACAUGUAUCGCAUCCGGAUUUAUGAGAAUGCCGACUUCCAGGGUCACGUGACAGAGCUCAACGAAGACUGUCCCUCUGUGUAUGAUCGCUUCAGUCGCUCGGAGGUCCGCUCUUGUAACGUGAUGAACGGAGCCUGGGUCUUUUAUGAGCAUCCCAACUACCGCGGCCGCCAGUACCUGCUGGAGCGUGGCGAGUACCACUGCUGCACAGAGUGGAACGCCAUGCACCCCACCGUGGGCUCCUUCCGACGUGUUCAGGACAUUGAUACGCCUACGCCUCCCAGCAGCAGAUCUCACAACUGAGAUUGAGAUAACUCUCGUUGUGUCAUUACAUUGCAGAAAAUUCUGAGCACAGAUAAAUGUCACUGUUUGCCGAUUACUU